This is a messenger RNA of Sphaeroforma arctica JP610, 2248 nucleotides long. Its product is annotated as ketol-acid reductoisomerase, chloroplastic. NCBI's taxonomy places the organism in Eukaryota, Ichthyosporea, Ichthyophonida. The transcript has a single exon. Gene Ontology annotation, molecular function: ketol-acid reductoisomerase activity. Bases 311 to 1903 code for a protein of 530 amino acids. Gene Ontology annotation, biological process: L-valine biosynthetic process. The record is from RefSeq and is a predicted model, not a curated record.
AGCAUCCGUCGCUUGUUUUGAGUCUUUUGACUACAUUUUAUUAAUAUUUUUUAUGUGGAACAUCGAAAGGCAAACUGCCAAGCAGCCAAAGUGAAAAACUAAAAAAAGGUAAACAAUGCUGUUGGUCCAUACCCCCGGUCAUAGUUGUGAAAUUAUACGAGCGAGGACAUCUGCAAGUUUAUAUAAGGAUAACGGUGACAUACAAUCAGUCAGCAAUACGACACUUCUAGCACCGAAGCAACGUCGUUUUAUUUGAUUUAUUUCUGUAGGUGCUUUCCUUCCUGAUUUGAAAAGUAUCACAAUUAUAAAUAUGCUAUCCUCUAUUAGAUCGCUUACGCGCGCACUGCCCGCCAAGGCUGCGGCCCCUGGUCUGGUAAGUGCUAUGCGCCACUAUGCCAUUCCGCCUAUGACCGUAAAAAAGGAUCCACGUGCUGAUAAGUGGGAUUCCGAAGUAUUCAAUGUUAUGGAUGUGCCUAUGGCAGAGACACAUGAGCGUGUGCUCAAAGGAGGGCGUGAUCUAUUCCCCAAGCUAACAGAGUCCUUCGGAGGUGUAAAGAAGAUCGGAGUGAUCGGAUGGGGUUCACAAGGACCUGCCCAGGCACAGAACUUGCGUGACUCUCUCGAGGGAACUGACAUCACAGUGACAGUUGGUCUCCGUGAGGGCAGCAGUUCAAUGAAGCUGGCCGAAGAGGUUGGUUUCUCAAAGGAAAACGGUACAUUAGGUGAGAUGUACGACGUCAUCCGAGAGUCUGAUCUCGUAUGUCUGCUUAUCUCUGAUGCCGCUGUAGCCCACGAGUACCCAAAGGUAUUUGAGAACCUAAAGAAGGGUGCCACCCUAGGUCUGUCACACGGAUUCCUUCUUGGACAUCUGAAGAACACCGGUGACUCUUUCCCCAAGGACACCAAUGUGAUCAUGGUUGCUCCCAAGGGUGUUGGUGCCUCUGUGCGUCGUCUAUAUGAACAGGGAAAGUCCGUUAACGGAGCCGGUAUCAAUGCUUCCUUCGCUGUUGAGCAGGAUGCUGAUGGCAAGGCCACUGACAUCGCGCUAGCCUGGUCUGUCGCUUUGGGGUCUCCUUUCACCUUCUACACAACUAUGGAUUCCGAGUUCAAGUCCGAUAUCUUCGGAGAGCGCUGCAUUCUCUUGGGUGGUGUGCACGGUAUGAUUGAGUGUCUCUUCCGCAAGUACGUUUCCGAUGGUAUGUCCAAGGAGGAUGCAUUCAAGCAGACUUCCGAGUGCAUCACUGGACCUCUAACUGAGACCAUCUCUCACCGUGGUAUUGACCAGGUGUACCACCACCUGAUUAAAUCUGAUGAGGACAAGGUCGCCUUCAAGAAGGCGUACACUGCCUCAUACGGCCCAUCGCGCGACAUUGUCGAGGAGUGCUAUGAUGAUGUAGCCUGCGGUAACGAAAUCAAGUCUGUCAUCAACGCCGGAGACCGUCACGAUCGCUUCCCUAUGUGUAAGAUUGAUGUGACCGAGACGUGGAAGGUUGGAGCCAAGGUGCGUGCUGCCCGUGACGGUUCAUUUGUGGUUAACCCCACGACCGCUGGUGUGUACUGUGCUAUGAUGAUGGCCCAGAUUGACACCCUGCUCGACCGCGGACACUGCUACUCUGAGGUAGCUAAUGAGUCUGUUAUCGAGGCUGUUGACUCGCUCAACCCCUUCAUGCACGCCCGUGGUGUAGCGUACAUGGUAGACAGCUGUUCAGUGACCGCUCGCUUGGGUUCCAGGAAAUGGGCUCCUCGCUUCGACUACAUCCUUACGGAACAAUGUCUACCUGUGCUUGACGAGAACAAGUCUGCUGACGAGAAGUUGUUUGACGACUUCCUAAACCACAGAAUUCACGCUGUCAUGAAGACAUGCGGAGAGAUGCGCCCCUCUGUAGACAUCGCUGUGGUCUAAGAUGGGACACUGGUGUGUGUAUAUAGGAGGACAGAGUUCGCGCCGCUGUGUUGAGUUCAGCUUGUCUUAUCUUCAAGGUCUCUGCUGCUGUGCUGCUCCACUUCCAGGAGAACCAGUAGCUGCCUGGAGCGCUACUUUUAGAAUUGGUUGCCAUUGCAAAGCGCACUAGUACGCUCAGUGGAGGUGUAUACAACCGUCUUGUAAAUAUAUAUAUUAACGGUGUGUGCACUACCGCUGCAGCUUGUUUGUGAAUAAACUGUCGUUGGAAUACUUUCUGUUCUGAUUCGAGUGCCUCUUGCUUGUGCUAAACUUUGCCACUGCUAAGCGCUAUUCAGUUUAUUUCAG